Protopolystoma xenopodis is the source of this 450-nucleotide messenger RNA. Lineage: Eukaryota; Metazoa; Platyhelminthes; Monogenea; Polystomatidea; Polystomatidae. The record is from the annotation of a GenBank genome assembly.
AUGCCUCUACAGGAAAAAUUCUCCAGUGAUUAUACCCAUAGAAGAUUCCAGCUUGUUCAACAGGACGACAUUGAGCUAUGCUUCUCAUUCAAUUUUGGCACCAAGCUUGUCUGGCCUGAGUUUGUGACAUUUGCGUUUAGCUUGAUCUUUACUUCGAGUCUGGCACUGCUGACUCCAACCUCAGCGAAUCCAAGCACGGUCUUCCCUCUAGAAGUUUCAAGUGUGGGCGUAGUCUACGCAAGGUCAGGAGCUCCUCCCGGAAAUUACGUUAUCCGUGCGACCGUCACUACCGACCAACAACCGACUCUCAACUCUGCCACAUCAUUGCUGAACCUGACGCUCGUCUGGUUGCCGCCAAGCAGCCAGAGUCAAGGCGAAUUGAUCCGUAUACUAAACAUGAAGUCACUCGAUUUCGUUGAGCAAAUAGUUGCGGAUAAAAAUGUGAGCUAA